Messenger RNA from Belonocnema kinseyi, 2509 nucleotides. Its product is annotated as alanine--glyoxylate aminotransferase 2, mitochondrial. The coding region runs from base 238 to 1758 and encodes 506 amino acids. Gene Ontology annotation, cellular component: mitochondrion. Gene Ontology annotation, biological process: glyoxylate catabolic process. Gene Ontology annotation, molecular function: L-alanine:glyoxylate transaminase activity; pyridoxal phosphate binding. The transcript is spliced from 7 exons. The record is from RefSeq and is a predicted model, not a curated record. Lineage: Eukaryota; Metazoa; Arthropoda; Insecta; Hymenoptera; Cynipidae.
UCGAGGCAGUCAGCCCGCGACGCCUUGAAGAUAAGACAAAAGUGUUAUUUUUCGAAUAGAAAAACGAGUUUAUCUUCAAUUCUUUUAAAUUUUCUUCAUCUAAAUUGAAAAUAUAUUCCAGUUCGUAAUUUGUUUUAAAAUAAAAAGAAAAGAUUUUAAAUCUAAGAAUGCUAGAAAUUCAUAUAUAAAUUAAAAUACAUCUGGAUUUAGAGUAUAGAAAAUACUACAAAAAUUAAAAUGCCCUUCCUGAAAUGUCAGUUUUUCAAACCUAAUAAAGUUCUUCAAAUUCGUAAAGUUAGCACCUCUGUUCUGCCAGAGUUGCCAGAAUGUAAACACAUACCAUCUGCAUACACCGGACCCGAUUACGAGAUCUUGGCAAAAGCUCACGGGACGACAAUAUCCCCGAGUUUAAAACCAUUUUACAAAAAACCGUUGUUAAUUCAUGAAGGAAGGGGACAGUGGCUUUGGGAUCAUGAAGGAAACAGAUUUCUGGAUAUGUUUGGAGGAAUUGCGACGGUUUCGGUCGGACACUCCCAUCCAAAAGUAGUGGCAGCAGCCACAGAGCAAAUGCAAAAAUUGGGACAUACAACAACGAUUUAUAUGCAUCCUCGAUAUUUGGAAUACGCUGAAAAAUUAACUGCAAAAUUACCUGGCGAUCUCAAGGUUGCUUAUUUAGUGAACAGCGGUUCAGAAGCAACAGAAUUAGCCCUUUUAAUGGCGAGGCUUUACACCGGAAACAAUGAAAUUAUUUCUCUUAAAAAUUCUUAUCACGGGGGUACACUUACUGCUUCCACAACAACAGGAUUGUCCACUUUCAGGCAUCCUAUUUAUCGACCGGGAGGUCAUAUUCACGUAAUGAAUCCUGAUGUUUAUUUGGGUCCUUGGGGAGGUUCUCGAUGUAGGGACAGUCCGAUUCCACCAGGUGGUAGGAAAUGUGACUGUGAACCAAAUGAAUGCUCUGCAUGUGAAAAAUACUUUUCGGAAUUCUUGGACACUUUUAAAUUUUCUCUGCCCAGAGAUGGAAAUAUCGCUGCUUUCAUUGCUGAGAGCAUUCAAGGAAUUGGAGGUGCAGUUCAGUAUCCAAAAAGUUAUUUGAGCAAAGUUGCGAGUCAUGUGAAGAGAAAGGGAGGCCUCUUUAUAGCGGAUGAAGUUCAAACUGGUUUUGGAAGAACAGGAGAACAUUUUUGGGGUUUUGAGGCUCAUGGAAUUCAACCGGAUAUUGUCACGAUGGCCAAAGGAAUCGGAAAUGGUUUUCCACUUGGUGCAGUUGUGACGACAAUGAAAAUUGCAAAUUCUUUAAAUAAAGCGGCGCAUUUUAAUACGUUUGGCGGAAAUCCAGUGGCCUGUGCAACUGCCUCUGCUGUUCUUGACGUGAUUGAAGAGGAAAAAUUGAAAGAAAAUUCAUUGGAGGUCGGAACCUAUUUGCUUCACCGGCUGAGUACUUUGAUGGUAGAAUUUCCGAAUGUAAUUGGUGAUGUGAGAGGAAAAGGAUUGAUGAUUGGAGUUGAACUCGUUAACGAUCCCGAGACGAAAAAACCCUUGGAAAGUCAGCACAUGACAGACAUUUUUGAGGACAUAAAAGAAAUGGGAGUUCUCCUUGGAAAAGGAGGUUUAUACGCAAACGUGUUGCGACUGAAACCACCAAUGUGCGUUACAAAGAAGGACGCGGACUUCACAGUCGAGACAAUAGAAGCAGCUUUGAGAAGGCACCAAGAUAGAAUCGUAUCCGCCGAACCCGUCUACGUCGGUGUGCCUUAAAUCUCUCACAGUUUUUCCAGAUCUUUUAAAUCUUCAUAAAACAAAACAAAACAAAACAAAAUUAUGCGUUAAAAGCAAAAGGGACUUAAAAACUCGAAUAAUCUCGAAAAGAUAAGAGAGAAAAAAAGUAUUUUUCACAAUAAUUGUGUUUAUUUCCACGUCUUUUAUACAUUUGUACAAUGUUAUUUUUGUUUAAAUAUAAUAAUAUAAUGUAUGCUAGCUUAUAAAGCGCUUAGUGCCAUUUGUAUAAAGAAAAAAACAAACAAAAAAACUCACUUUCCACUUUGGAGGUUUUAGCAUAAAAAUAAAAAAAACCAUCAGACUCUAAGAAGUAAAAUCGUUGCUUCUGCAGGAUUAUUGUUUAAAAAAGAUCAUCUCUGAAAAGGAAGACUGCGUUUUUUCGAUAUAAAAUAUCAGAUAUUUAUAGGGAGUUAAAAAUUGUGAUAGAGGAGCACUCGCGAGAUUCCUAUAUGUCAGAUCAGUAAGUUUUUACAAACUAUUUUCGAAAGAAAAUCAAAAUAGAUUCACAAAAAAUGUAGAAAAACUUGCAUGAGUUUCACUGCAUCACAACAUUAAAAUAAUUACAAUAAUAAUAAUAAUAAUAAUAAUAAUAAUAAAAUUAAGUUAAAAUUACCUAGCUUGUACUAUAAUGAAAUAACUUGUCAGUUCUGUAAAUCACACUCGACUAUUCGUCGUCUAUUUAAAAUUAUUUAAAUAGUGAUUUAAACCCGAAAUGAGAAAGUAAAUACAU